Galleria mellonella (greater wax moth) is the source of this 2183-nucleotide messenger RNA. Its product is annotated as angiopoietin-related protein 7-like. The coding region runs from base 626 to 2035 and encodes 469 amino acids. Lineage: Eukaryota; Metazoa; Arthropoda; Insecta; Lepidoptera; Pyralidae. Gene Ontology annotation, biological process: regulation of DNA-templated transcription. The transcript has 7 exons. The record is from RefSeq and is a predicted model, not a curated record. Gene Ontology annotation, molecular function: DNA-binding transcription factor activity.
CUUAAAAACUUCUUUAUUUUUUUAUUAUUUUAAAAUUUAGAUUAGCUUAAAUAUCGAAAAGAUAGAAACUUGUAUUUAUGAACAAAAUAUGUAAGGGGUCAUUAUAAUAGUUAUAGAUGUCAUGGUUACUUACUUCUAAAAUUGUCACGUAGGAAGUUACAGGCCUAAGGCAUAUAGCCCCGUUCUCCAAACAUAAGAUUACACAUAUAUAUAAAAUAUUUUUUUUAUAAGAAUUUAAAGACUAAUAAUAUUUUUUUAAUAAUAGUAAUAAUAAUAUUUAUUUAUUCAGACAACAUAAGGCCCAUUUUGUCAGUUAUAAAUUUACUUAACCUAUGUUAGUAAAUGAUCAGUCAUGACGCUCUUGCAAUAAUAAUACCUAAGAUUUUUAUAUUAAACCCACUUCCAUGGAUAUACCUAUAGAUAGUCUAAAAUUCUGAUAAAAAUAAAACUACAUACAUUUUGAAUAGUUCACCGCAGUGAUGAUAUUUAAACAAUAUAUUGUACUCUUGAAUAACAAUGGGUCUACCUUACUUUGUUAAGAUGUUUUAUAAAGGAUUUGCUUUCCGUUUAUCAUAAUAUUAAGUCAAAGCCAACCAUUACUGUCUGUAUUGCCAAGCUCGAAGAUAUGUUCUGUUACAAAAUGUGGAAAUGUUAUCUUCUUAUGUUGCUCUACCUAUUCUCUACGGCAAUGACAAAGAAAGAACUUAUCAGGGAUAAUUUGGAAGAUAUUUCACUAGAGGAGUCAGAUGCGCGUGUUCAUUACAAAAAGAAUAUGCCAACUACCAUUUCACGUUCAGCUAAAAGUGAUGCUAUUGUUGAAAAAUUUGUCGAAACCCUUAUCUCCAGUGAAAGGUAUUUAAAAAUGGUGGAGAUAAUAGAACGGAAGCUGACCCUUUUGGACGCAACAUUUCACGAAAGGACGAACAGUAUUUUAAAGUACUUGACUGAGAUUCUGAAGUUAGGAAAACCUUCUCAGGCCGACGCGUUGGAGAACACACUUGUGACAGUCAGAAAUGAUCUGGAUAAGGUGAAGCAGUUCUUAGCAGAGCAUUUGGAGAAACUACAUAUAAUAGUGGACGGAUCUGAAUUCCAUGGAAAUACAGCGAUAGACUUGAGACUGUCUGUUUUGGAAAACAACAUAAAGAAAAUAGUUACCGGCGUUGAGUCUGUCGUAUCUACCAUAUCGCAGGUGAAAAACAGACAAACCUCUAGAACAUGUUCGAGAUCAGAGUCUGGUGGAGUAAUUGACACAAUUAGUUUAAUAAAUGAAUUCAGAAGAACUUUACACGAACAGAAAAUGAAAAAAUGCGAGUGCAAAAGUGGUCGCGUGGAUCGAUCAGAACGGUACCCGACAGACUGCCACGAGAUACAUAUGCAAGGGUUCAACGUUUCUGGUAUUUAUAAAGUAAAACCGGACGAUAUGGAGCCGUUCUACGUGUUGUGCGACCUUACCACUGCAGGAGGAGGAUGGACAGUUUUCCAAAACCGCUUCGACGGUUCACAAGAUUUCUUCAAAGGCUGGACAGACUAUAAACACGGUUUCGGCAAUCUGGCUGGCGAAUUUUGGCUCGGCCUAGAGAAAAUUAACUAUCUCACCAACCAAAAGCUGUACGAACUAAGGAUCGAGAUGGAGACCCAACAUGGUCAGGACGCUUACGCUGGCUACUCCGUGUUUACUGUCGGGCCCGAACAUGAAGCCUACAGGAUUAGCACGCUUGGAUCUUAUUAUGGAACUGCAGGAGAUUCACUCUCAUAUCACGCUGGACAAAAGUUUUCUACCUUGGAUAUAGAUAAUGACGAAUGGAAAGAUGGGUCAUGUGCUAUGGAGCACGGUGGAGCUUGGUGGUACAAGGAGUGCGACAAAAGUAAUCUUAACGGAAAGUAUUCGAUGUCUGCGGAUGAACAUCGCGGCCAAUCUGUGUACUGGAUAUCAUUCAAGGAUCCAAACUCGCCACUUACUAAAUCUAAGAUGAUGAUCAGACCUCUGCCCACUAGUAAACCUAUCAAUUUUAAUGAAAGCAACAGGGUAAUGUAAAAUAUUUUUAUUAAAAUAUUGUAAUUAAGCUAAGAUUGAAAAUGAUCCACGUUAGGUACAACAUACAAAAUAAUCUGUUAUUCAUGUUUCCUUACUUAGUAGUUAUGUGCAUCUACAUCAAUUCUACAUUAUCAAAUAAGAAUGUCCC